Molecule: messenger RNA, 852 nt
Organism: Drosophila montana
Lineage: Eukaryota; Metazoa; Arthropoda; Insecta; Diptera; Drosophilidae
Exons: 1
Biological process (GO): DNA integration
Molecular function (GO): nucleic acid binding
Source: RefSeq, a predicted model, not a curated record
AUGGGUUCCCUGCCACCUGAGCGCUUAUCCACAGACAAGCCAUUUCGCCACGUUGGAGUCGACUUCUGCGGUCCAGUGAACACCUAUCUUCGAAUACGUGGCAAGGGUCCCACAAAAUCCUAUAUCGCCAUAUAUGUCUGCAUGGCCGUAAAGGCCGUUCACAUUGAAAUCGUGUCAGAUCUUUCAACGAAUAAGUUUUUGGAAUCGUUGAAACGCAUGGUUGCCCGUCGUGGACCAGUAUCGCACAUCUAUUGUGACAACGCCACAAAUUUUGUCGGAGCAUCCAACAAGCUACUCGAGUUAAAGAAGUUCAUGUUCAACACUAGCACUCAAGAUGCUAUCCUAUCAUAUUGUUCCUCUGAAGAGAUAACCUUUCAUUUCAUUCCGCCUAGGGCUCCACACUUUGGCGGUCUUUGGGAGGCCGCUGUCAAGAGCGCAAAGAGUCUGCUGGUGCGUACCCUCGCUAACACCCGGUUCACCUUUGAGGAACUGAACACCGCAGACGUUGAGAUAGAAGCAGUACUCAACUCUCGCCCGCUGUCACCGCUAUCAUCUGAUCCCAACGACUUCAGCGCUCUCACUGCAGGACACUUUCUAAAUGGAGAUGCACCGCGCGCUCUGCCCGAGCGUGAGAUUAUCACCAACAACAUCUCCAACUUGGAUCGUUACGAGCAGAUCACAGCUGUUAAACAGCAAUUCUGGCGUCGUUGGUCUGCGGAGUAUGUGAACGAGCUUCGAGCUAGGACAAAGUGGACUUCGGCUUCCCCAAAUCUCACGGUUGACUCUAUGGUCAUCAUACAUGAGGACAACACACCGCCAUUACACUGGAAAUUAGGGCGUGUUGAGCCUGUU